This is a messenger RNA of Clarias gariepinus (North African catfish), 2123 nucleotides long. RefSeq names its product scratch family zinc finger 1a (gene scrt1a). Gene Ontology annotation, biological process: regulation of DNA-templated transcription. Gene Ontology annotation, molecular function: RNA polymerase II cis-regulatory region sequence-specific DNA binding; DNA-binding transcription factor activity, RNA polymerase II-specific. The record is from RefSeq and is a predicted model, not a curated record. The coding region runs from base 460 to 1302 and encodes 280 amino acids. Lineage: Eukaryota; Metazoa; Chordata; Actinopteri; Siluriformes; Clariidae. The transcript has 2 exons.
UUUUUUGCAUGUGCAUAAUAAACUCUUUGGGGGAAAAUAAAACAAGUGGAAGUAACGCGCAGCAGGCUUCAGAUUUCAGGGUUUAAGACGAGGAGAGGAUCGCGAACAGAACGAAAAAGGAGAGAGAGAGAGGAAAAAAAGAGAGCUGUCCGGUGCUGUGUGCGUGUGCGCGCACCAGGAGAAAGGAGCUAUCCGGUGCUGAAGUUGCAUUUCCGCCGAGAGCGACGCGACGGCACAAGAAGCUUACUAACGGGUUGAGGUGUCUGCCGUCGCCGCGUGCCUGCGUCUGAGCAAAGGAGCGCUGGUGCAAAAAAGGAAGAAAGCAAAACAAAGCAAAUUAUACGACAAAAAAACAUAAAACGGGUUUUUUUUUGUCCUCGGCGGUGCAUGAAGAAGAGCAAGAGACCUGACCGAGCGGGCGGACGGACGAGUGGUGUGUUUUUUGCUGCAACGUGAAACAUGCCAAGGUCUUUCCUGGUCAAAAAGGUUAAGCUCGAUGAUUUCUCGUCUGCUGACCUCGAGAGCUCUUAUGGCAGAUCCAGAGCGGACCUCAGCCUCCGAUUUCACGAGAAAGCGACAGGUUAUAUCAGCGACUACAUAACUCCGUCUGUGUACGAAGCAGAGAAUGAAAAUGGGAUCAAAGUGCCCUCGCCGGUACCCAUCUACGAGAGCCUGCACAGCGAUUACGGCGCGCCGGACUCAGACCAGCCCGACAGCCCACGCUCUGAGAUCUCCUCCGGCUACAUUAACGGAGACAAUGCGGUCAGCGAGGGCUACACGGUGGAUGCCUUCUUCAUCACGGACGGCCGCUCGCGCAGAAGAGCCAUGGGCAACGCGAGGAGCGCGCAACGCCACACGUGCAACGAGUGCGGAAAGAGCUACGCCACGUCGUCCAACCUGAGCCGCCACAAACAGACGCACCGCAGCAUGGACAGCAAGAUGGCCAAGAAGUGCCCGACGUGCGGCAAGGUGUACGUGUCCAUGCCGGCCAUGGCCAUGCACCUGCUCACGCACGACCUCAAGCACAAAUGCGACGUGUGCGGCAAAGCGUUUAGCCGCCCCUGGCUACUCCAGGGCCACAUGCGCUCGCACACGGGCGAGAAGCCGUUCGGGUGCGCGCAUUGCGGGAAGGCCUUCGCCGACCGCUCCAACCUGCGCGCGCACAUGCAGACGCACUCAGCCUUCAAACACUACAAGUGCAAGCGCUGCAACAAGACCUUCGCGCUCAAGUCGUACCUGAACAAGCACUACGAGUCGGCCUGCUUCAAGGGAGCCUUCUCGCCGCUAAGACCGGAUUCAUGAAAGCGCCACAGGAGUCAAAGUGUGCCCACAACUUUGCUUUUCUCUCCUGCAACAUCAGAACUGAGGAAAACUUGGAUUAUUCGCAUGUAACUUUUCUUUUCCAAGCGUAACAUCUUCCCCCCGAGCCGUUCGCCUAACCCAAGCCGAAAAUAGCAACGUAUUUUGCCAAAAAUAUUUUAAAAAAGUAAGAAAGCAAAGAAGAAAAAAAAAAACUCAGUGGACAUUAAAAAUGUCUCUCAUUUAAAAGGUCAAACCUUUUCUAAGUAUUGGAUCACAUUAUACUGCUGCCAGUGGCCACAAAAGUGUUCAGCGUCGAGGUAAAACUAUUUUAUAACUUAUUUAUUUACCUACUUAUUUAUUAUUUUAUACAAUUCCUGUAAAACGUUCAUUUGCACUUUAAUUUGUUGUUUUAUUUUGCCAAGCUUUUUCUUCGCCAUAAAUAUGCCAAAGCAUUUACCACUUUUUUUUAAGUCUCUUUUGUUUGUUUGUUUGCCACUUUAUACAUUUGUUGCAUGCAAAAAAAGAUGAAAUCUAUGCCACUUUUAUCAAGCUUUGGAUUUUGAUUGUUUUUGUUUGUUUUUGUUCUGCGAAAAAUCUAGUUAGAAUCAGUCUGCAAUAUUUCUCGGGAGUCAUUAAAACUUAAUAGAGCAAUAAUGCAUGGUAUUUUUUAAAACAAACAAACAAAAAAAUGAAUAAACGAAUAAUAGCUAUAACAUUUUUAAUCACGAUUUUAAUCCAAUACCGUUAGUAGUCGUGCAGAAGAAGAAGCUCAAUAUCAGGGAAAUGCCAGUGUAGUAUUAGUGGAUCAUGUAGACCAUGGG